AUGUUCAAGCCAGGAGGCACAGGUUUUCGUGGUCACUACACGACCGAGCGCUUGGUGCGUGAGGGCCACAAUGUAACGGUUGUCAGCAGAGGCGCCAAGUACUGGGACGUCUUCGAUCGCAUCGCACCCCAUGUGACCCACUGGAGAUGCAAUCGCACGCUUUCCAGGGAGCACGGCGGAGGAGUGCUUCCAAAGUCGUCUGGGCUGGUGAACUGCACGGAUCUCGUCAAGUCAGAUGUAUCCUUCGAUGCCGUGGUAGACUUCUCAACUCGCACUCUGGACGAAAUGAAGCAGGCCAUUGAGGUCUUCCGAGACCGGGUUCUGUUUUAUGUUUUCAUCUCGUCCCACGCUGUUUAUGACGUGUCCAAGAACCGAACCCACCAGGAGCCGUUUCUCUUAGAGUCCGACGCCGUGCGGCCUGGACGGGAGAUAUCGCCACUGGACCGGUGGAACCUGAAGGGGCGGAGCACGCGGGGUGACAACGAGCUGGAGUGCGAAGAAGAGCUCCUAAAGCAGUACAAUGCCGGUGGCUUUCCUUAUGUCACGCUCCGGCUGGGGAACGUCUUCGGGCCCAAGGAGAAUACCAUUCGCUAUUGGUUGCUGCACCUCUGGGUCAAGGCUUGCGUGGCGUUGACUCUUCCGUUACAUGUAGACACCAGCCUCGUAAGCACUCGUAUCAGCAUGACGUACACUCCGGACAUUGCGGAGGCUGUCGUGCGUGCAAUUGCACGCGGCCUGAACGAGACAUGCUGCCCGGAGAAAGUGCAUGGAGAGGCCUUCAACUUGGCCUGUGAGGAAAUGCCGACGCAGAGAGAAUUGUACAACUACAUCGGAGAGCCUGCAGGGGUGCCUUACGUGGAAACCAUCGAGACUCCCCGCAAUCAUUCUGUGGUCCUCUACCCGGACAACCUGGGUGGCCCAAUCAGUGUGACAAAGGCGCAGGAAGUCUUGCGGUGGUCCCCAACAGGGCUCAGCAAAGCACUCAGGUCGGUGGCUCGUUUCUACGAGCGAAUCAUGCUCGAAGGAAAGAAGCACAAGGGACAGAUCGAAUUCAUGUACCGAAAGAUGAAAGCCAUGCUUGGCGGAGAUGGACCGCGCUUCGUGGAGUGGACGAGAGCGCAGUAUGCAGAGCGCCGAAAAACGGAGCUGUACGAUGAAUUGGACGACGAGGAUGAGGAUGAAAUCAUCCUCGCAAGGAGCGACUCGAAGCGUCCCGGCAAAGGAGGGCAGGACGCCUACACUGUCGUCUUUGACAACAGCUCGUGCAACGUGUUCGCGGUAUUUCUAGCGGUUCUGGUAGUGUGGACUUCCUUUGAGUUUUUCUUCUACCGCGCCGUUUGGUACAGUGGGCCUGUGCAGUUACUCCGCCUAGUCUGGCUCAGGCAGUUAUAUCACCACUUCAAUGGACCACUGCUCCUGUAG
Messenger RNA from Symbiodinium sp. CCMP2592, 1422 nucleotides. Lineage: Eukaryota; Dinophyceae; Suessiales; Symbiodiniaceae. The record is from the annotation of a GenBank genome assembly.